AUGGCCGUAGCGUCUACCGCCCGUGAGCAUGCCUAUCUGUCAUGGAUCAACUCAAAGAUCUCCGCCGUCUGCCCUGGCAUGAAGCUGAACUCGCUGGAUGACGAGGCAAUGAGAAACGGCACUGCACUGGCCGAACUCAUCGAUGCUGCCUGACUCUGGCUGUACAUGCAGUCGCCUGUCACAAUUACCGGCCAAUUGUCUCCGCAUUUGGUGCGCGGGUGCAAUUCCACGCAUCGCGCAGCACAAGACCGGAUUAAACUUCGAAGUAGCCUUGGCAGGCGAGGUUGCUUCUUUCUCACGGGCCUAAUCAACGCCUCCUGCGAAAACCCGGUCAUUGCCUUUUCCAACCCCGAGAAGGACCAUGCUCCGAUCAUUUUGGACACCGAGGCGUCAAGCAGGGCAAUCGGAGCGGUACCUUCGCAGAUCCAACCUGAUGCUUUCGAACACCCAGUAGCAUUUGGCAGCAGAGCCGUGUCGAAGGCUGAGCGCCUAAAAGUCUUCCUCAGACUGCUGCAAACACUAUCUUUUAGUGCAAUCAAGGUGUCCAACGUUAGGGAAAUCUUGAGACACCUCAAAGAACUCAACGUUCCCGUCGCCUCGAUCAAUCCUGAGGACAUUGUCAAUGGCAACAAGAGCAGCAUCAUGCGACUGCUCCUGGCCAUCUCCGCCGCCUUCAUGCCGAGCCACAUCCACGACGUGAAGCACGAAAUUCGAGACCGACACUCUGUCUUCGGCGGUCAACGAGUUUGGCAUCACAUCACCAAUAUUGGUCCCGAGGUAGCUGCCCCAGAAAGACGCCUAUUCCCCACAACAUAUCGCAUCCAGCCUAUAACAAUCCAUCGACUAGUUCCUACUGUGCGGCCGCCCCUCCUACACGUCUCCGCAGCGCCUGCAGCCAAUCACCUUCAACACUAUCAGACGCAUCAUCUUCAUCAUCAACAACAUCAACAGCAACUCAAAAAUGCGACCACUUCCUUCUCCCUGGCUCGACGACUUUCGAGUCACAUUUACAAUCGUCAUGCGCCGGGUGUAGAUGGCCACAAGAAGACGGCAGCGCAGCAGCAGCGAUCGUGCGAGAACCUGGUGCUGACCGAGGAACAGCCAUCGCCCAUCCGCGCCUCCAAGUCGCUCUCAGCUCUGCACGGCCGCACCUUCGUCUCCAAGUUGGUGAUUCCACACCUGCGAAACGGACGCGCCUCGUCCCGAUCAAACAAGGACGAGUCUGCACGUUUGUUUUACUGCUCUGUGAUCACAUGCGUUCUGGUUCGUGCAAUGUCCAUCUGGCUUAAUUCCUGUUUCACCACGCAUUUCCCCAAAAACGCGCACGAGAGUUUGCCUACAGAGGAGGUAUUUGAGUAUUCCUCGGGCGUGUUGUACUGCCAUCACACCAACCAUGAAAGCCAAGCAGUGGUGGCUGCCAAGUCAGCCCCGCUUGACCGAGUCAGGAGUUACUGGAAUAAACAGUCACCGUUCAAAUGGUCGCGAUUGGACGGCGAGAAAGUGUCCAUCUGGACAAGAAUUUCACGCCUCCUCACCCCGGGAAAACCGCCGUCUGCUCAAAAAUCUAUCGUCUCGAAGUCCGUCUCGGCUACGCGAGGCCGUUUAAACAGAGGCACCUCCGAUGGCUACGUCAAUCACGGCUUCUCCGAUUCACCAGGCAUAGCCGGAGCGCCGACCAGCAGCAGCGGACCGCCGCUGGCUCAGAUGGCCAAACUCCGCUUCGAUCUGGCCGGCGUUAAGUCCGAACUCCUCCAACUGCAGGAGCUGCUUUCUACAAAUCCGCCGAGCGAGACUGCAAUUCCCCAAGUGGCCUCCGACUACACUCUUUCUGGUACCCUUGAGUCGCAGUGCCCAGUGAACACAAAGACCCAUCGGCAGAGAACCAACUCAUCCGACGAGAUCACAGCUUCGAGGGCGUUUCCAAGCUCCGCUGAAAGUUUGCACGAAUUACUGAAAGUCCGAACUGACACAAUGGAGGCUUGUUUGAUUCAUUUUGAGCAGGUGGACAACGCCGAACUCCGUCAGGUCGUCGGAGAACUCUCGUCUACCUUAAAGCGGCUCCAACUAGAGAACAGUUGCCUCAGGCAACGACUCCAUUCGAUCGCCGCCAUCCAGAAUGGUUACCAAGCCCCCACCUCGUCCUCCACUGCCCUAAUGAACGGUCAACCAAUGCGUCUGCGGACGUGGAGCUUCAGCUCCGACAGCAUACCCAACACCCCCUGCAGUACCUCCCUGGAGAUACAGCAGGCCCAAGGUGGUGGCCACUUUAGGCUUCUCAACGGGCAGAACUACUCCACUUUGUCCUGA
Molecule: messenger RNA, 2307 nt
Organism: Mesocestoides corti
Lineage: Eukaryota; Metazoa; Platyhelminthes; Cestoda; Cyclophyllidea; Mesocestoididae
Source: the annotation of a GenBank genome assembly